CCUUCUAUUACGCCGCCUCGCCCCCUCAACAGUCCUUCCGGCUUGACCGCCAUCACAGACAGCAGGCAUGGCUAUUCGCUACCCCAUGGCCGUUGGCCUUAAUAAAGGCCAUCCAGUUACCAAAAAUGUAACUGCCCCCAAACACAGCCGCCGGCGCGGGCGUCUGACCAAACACAGCAAGUUUGUUCGGGAUAUGAUCCGCGAGGUGUGUGGUUUUGCUCCAUAUGAGAGGCGAGCCAUGGAGCUGCUGAAAGUGUCCAAGGACAAGAGAGCUCUCAAGUUCAUCAAGAAGAGGAUUGGCACUCACAUUCGCGCCAAGAGAAAGAGAGAGGAGCUGAGCAACGUGCUGGCUGCCAUGAGAAAGGCUGCUGCCAAGAAGGACUAAUAUGUCACUUAAUAAACGUUUGCUAAAGUAAAAAAAAAAAAAAA
Messenger RNA from Seriola aureovittata, 429 nucleotides. It is a transcript of the gene rpl36, whose product is annotated as ribosomal protein L36. The transcript has 4 exons. The record is from RefSeq and is a predicted model, not a curated record. Gene Ontology annotation, molecular function: structural constituent of ribosome. Lineage: Eukaryota; Metazoa; Chordata; Actinopteri; Carangiformes; Carangidae. Gene Ontology annotation, cellular component: ribosome; cytosolic large ribosomal subunit. Gene Ontology annotation, biological process: cytoplasmic translation. Bases 68 to 385 code for a protein of 105 amino acids.